Molecule: messenger RNA, 1718 nt
Organism: Talaromyces proteolyticus
Lineage: Eukaryota; Fungi; Ascomycota; Eurotiomycetes; Eurotiales; Trichocomaceae
Product: FAD binding domain-containing protein
Exons: 4
Coding region: 264-1718 (484 amino acids)
Molecular function (GO): FAD binding
Source: RefSeq, a predicted model, not a curated record
CCCUGUCACGGACGGUCUCGGGCGGGCCGAAUGCCCGGCGAGGCGGCCCAGCGGUCCGUCUGGUUGGAGGGUGGUCCAAUUGUAUAUCCAAUUUGGGCAAUGCUUACACCUGUGGUAUAGUAUAAUAGUGAAGCGGUAGAAAGCUGUUUAUAGAGGUGGACGGCCGGUUGAGGGAGUAGCUCUGUGAAUUAUUGUUUCUUUAUGAGCCCAGGUUUUACUCUUUUGGGCUUGUUAUACUGUUAGAUGCUAGUGUAACUGCAAGGAUGACGACUGAGAAGAACGGCUUUAGGGUUAUCGUGGCCGGCGGUGGCAUUGCCGGACUGGCCAUGUCCCAUGCCCUGCAGCUGGCAAACAUCGAUCAUGUCGUAUUGGAAGCAUACGGAGAUGUUCGUUCGCAUGUCGGUGCUAGUAUUGGGCUAUGGCCCAAUGGUAUCCGGGUCCUCGAGCAGAUGGGCUGUUGGAAAGAUAUCAAAAACCAUUGCGCGCCAAUGGUGGACAGCUACAACCGUCUACCUGAUGGCCGGGCAAUCAGUGUCAGUCGACUUGCCGACAUGAUCAAAGUUCGUCAUGGAUACGACUUUGUCGUUUUGGAGCGUCAGUUGGUUGUCUCGUCUUUGUAUGAUAACCUUCCGGACAAGUCCAGAAUAUUAGUGAACAAAAGAGUCUCUGGAGUCACCGAGACCGAGGAUGGUGUUGAAGUCCACACUGAAGAUGGGGCGAAGUACGAGGGAGAUAUUGUUGUCGGCUGUGAUGGUGUCAACAGCACUGUUCGAGACAUUAUGUGGGCCAAUGCCAACAGAGCGAUUCCCGGUUAUAUCUCGGCGGCAGAGAAAAGAUCCCUCGCCACUACCUACGCUUGCCUGAUUGGCUUUGCUCCAGAUAUGCCAGGAAUGAGCUGUGGUGAUUGCCAUACCGUCCACAAUCAGGGAUUUUCUUUCCUCGUUAUCACUCAGCCAGGACGAACAUUCUUCUUUGUUUUUAUCAAACUGCCCAAGGUCAUUCACUGGCCAGAUAGACCACGCUUUACUGCCGAAGACGCCGAGAAAGAGGCAGCAAAGCUGUCCAAUCUACCCAUCAGCGAUACUGUUCUUUUCGGAGAACUAUGGCAGAAGCGUAUUCGCGGUCAACUGAUCGCGUUGGAAGAGGUUGUCUUUGACCACUGGCAUUUUGGUCGAAUUGCCAUUUUGGGCGAUUCAGCGCAUAAGCUAACGAUUAACCUGGCAUUUGGUGGAAACUCCGCCUUGGAAAGUACCGCCGCUCUAGUAAAUAAGCUCAAUCGCGAACUCAAAGCCAAUCCAAACCAGAAGAUGAGCAAAGAAACCCUUUCAAGAAUCUUUGAAGAGUACCAAGAGCUCCGAAAGCCACGCAUGAAAAAGGUUCUCAACCUCGCAUACCAAUUGACUCGCUUGCAAGCCUGGGACGGGUGGUUCAUGAAAUUCGUCCAGCGAUUUGUAAUUCCCUGGGUGGGCGAUGAGCGUGUCGCUGACCACUUUGCCGAUCUCGUCAAGGGGGGUAUUAAGUUGGAUUACGUGCCUCUUCCAAACCAGCCGCUUGGAACAGUCGCGUGGGAUGACGACCCUAAGAAGGAAGCUUCGCUUCCUGUUUCGAAGAAAUCGUCGUCUUUGGGUCUUUGGGCUUUGGGUCUUAUUCUGAGCUUGAAUGCGUCUUAUUAUCUUGUUUCACUGCUUCGUAGUCAAUAUGCGGUCCAGCCGGUAUGA